Molecule: messenger RNA, 1755 nt
Organism: Condylostylus longicornis
Lineage: Eukaryota; Metazoa; Arthropoda; Insecta; Diptera; Dolichopodidae
Exons: 7
Coding region: 153-1565 (470 amino acids)
Source: RefSeq, a predicted model, not a curated record
CAAAAAAAGCGCAAAGAGAAAUAUGUAAAAAUAUUAUUUUGUCAACAUAAAUAUAAACCGGGAAACUCUCGGAAAGGAUUUUUAAAAAAAAAUAUUUCGACUAAGGUCAUUUAUUUUAAAAAUUACAUUAGAAAAGCUUUACAACUGGCAACAUGAGGACCCAAUUAGCCUUUGUUUUAGUUUUGUUAGUUUUUUUCCCUCUAAUAAUUGGUGAUAAUAAUUUGAAAAGUGGUUGGAAGAAACCAAAUGCUUGGGAGGAGGAUGUAGUGGAUACAAAGUCGGAAUCAUCUGACAUAGCGAAAAAUGAGCACUCAUUGAAUACAAAAACAGAAUUGUUUCAAGGAAAACUAAAUGUUACAUUGUUCUAUGAGAGACUUAUAAGAAAGCUGUUUAACAGGAAAAGUUACAUUAAAAUUAAUGAUCAAUUGCAAAGAACUAUUUUAUUUGAAAUUAGUGAAAAUGAAAUGGCGUUAGUAGAGCAAACAACAGAUCCAAGAGAUUGGGAUGAGUUUGUUACAAAGCUGUUUGCGAAUUCAAAAACGGCAGAUAUUUCUGAAACAAAUUUCGUACAAGAUUCUUUCAAUACGAAUUAUUAUAUUCAUCAAAUUUUAAAUACUUCCUGGCUAUCUUUUAUUGAGGACAAUAUUUUUCUAGCCUCAGCUAUUUUGAUUUUUUCAAUAAUAUUUUUGCAUAGAAAGUUUGAUUAUAGUCUUGUAGCGUUAGGCCUGCUGUCCAUUUUUAUAAUUGGUUUUAUCUGUGAAUACUGGGAUUGCAAUAAUGAACUUGAAAUUGAAAAGGUUAUCGAUUUAUUAGAUAAAGACGAAAGAAAUCCGUGCGAAGGCUUUGAUGUUCAAGGUAUGGAUAUAAGAGUUGAAAAACGACCUUGGUAUAAAUUUUGGUCGCCAGCAUCAAAAAAGGAAGAAUGUGCUGAUUAUUUAAGGAAGCAAAGUAAAAAAAUGUCAAACUCGGAAACCUGUAGAGCUGACCAUGUUCUUUCAAGAUAUAUUUAUAAUGUUUUCAUGCAUCAAUUUGAAAUGUUGAUUCGCCGAUUUUUGGAAUUGAAUAAAAAACUGUAUAAUGACUUGCCUUUCGGAGUGAAUUAUUUUGCCAUGGGAUGCUCUUGUUUUUUUUUAAUAUCUUUUUUGACACUAUUUUUCAAAUAUAUUCUUGCGUCCUUGAUAUUUCGUAUUCCAAGUUUGAGAAAUAAUCAACGAAAUAUUAAUUCAGGAGCACAAAUACAAAAUGAUUCCCACCAUGCUUCUUAUCAUGAGAUGCUUCUUAAGCAAAAUGAGAGUAUAAAUCAAUUAGCAAAACUAACUACAUUAACAGUUCGGCAUGCACUAAAUAAUGGCUCUCGAGUGCAAAACAUCGAAGAGAUUGAAGCUAUUUCUGCUCCAUCAGAAAUUUUAGAGUCAAUUGAAGAUAAUUGUGACAAUUGUACAUCAGUUGAACCGGUAACUGAACAUGAAAAUGUAGUUGAUAUAAACAAAAAUGAAAAAACAGUUAAUGAUAAAUCAUCAAGUAUUAAAACUUCUGGUAUAAGUUUGAAAAGCAUAGAUAAAUAACCAAAUACAUAUUGUAUAUAAAAUAACUUCAUAAUUUAGUUAAAUUAUUUGAAUUUUAAAUACUGUUAUUUUACAAUUUAAUGAAUUCAAUUAUGUUGUAAAUGUGUUAUUGUACUAAUUUAUACUUAAAUUUUUUACAAAUUUUUUAUGCUGCUACAGUAUCUUUAUAAGCAUAAUGUGUAAGUAUUUU